Acanthopagrus latus (yellowfin seabream) is the source of this 6295-nucleotide messenger RNA. RefSeq names its product oxysterol binding protein-like 8 (gene osbpl8). Lineage: Eukaryota; Metazoa; Chordata; Actinopteri; Spariformes; Sparidae. Gene Ontology annotation, molecular function: cholesterol binding. The transcript is spliced from 24 exons. The record is from RefSeq and is a predicted model, not a curated record. Gene Ontology annotation, cellular component: membrane; intracellular membrane-bounded organelle; cytosol. Bases 430 to 3186 code for a protein of 918 amino acids.
ACCGGAAGUAAGUUCGAAUCCGAGUGACUCUACCACUCAAGCCCAUGACAAAUCGUGCAGGCGGGCUAAUGGCUAACAAGUUGACUGAAUAUAAUGGUAGAAUUUAUAUAGUAGAAAGCAUACCGCGAAUGGUAAAGUUAUUUUUUAACUAUCCAAACUUUACUACCGGACCGCCAUGGCGCCGCUGAACUGAGGAGCACGCGAGCCAUCGCCAGCAGGACCAGUGAACACGCAGAAAUAACAUUAAAACGUCGUCAGCUAACAGUUAGCAGACAGACCGACGUCCCCGAGGACCGACUGAAUAUUUACACCCAGUGGUUUCCUUCCGUUAACCACAAGGAAAACCUCCCGGGAGACCACCAGCGAAGCAGCGAAGAAAUGUGGUCGUCAGAGCGGCACUGACAGGCCUGACUCUGGAUUAACACGACCAUGGAGUCCUCCUCUGAGUCCCAGCAGGAGCCUGAGAAGACUUUGCACCAUGCAGAGUUGAGAGAGCAUCAUGCCACCUCCGCUGUCGUAGUGUGCGGUGAUGACACCGUCCUUCUGACCCCAGGCAGGAUGAGCCAGCGCCAGGUGAAGGAACGGGACAAGGAGAGGGAGAAGGAGGCAGGCCUCCAAACGCCCAGCAGGGAGCACGUCGCCAGCCCCUCCACCCUCAGCCCGGGGGUCAGCUACAGCCACGGUUUUGAGCGAGGGAAGGAGGACCUCUUGCCGCUGCCUUUGAAAGAGGACUCGCACUCCAUAUCUAAGAGCAAGUCUGAAACAAAGCUGUACAAUGGCUCAGACAAAGAUGUGUCGGCAUCUGGAGGAAAGCUCACCAAAAAGGAGUCCCUCAAGGUGCAGAAGAAGAACUACAGGGAAGAAAAGAAGAGGGCCACCAAAGAGCUGCUCAGCACCAUCACUGAUCCCUCGGUUAUUGUCAUGGCCGACUGGCUGAAGAUUCGUGGCACUCUGAAGAGCUGGACCAAGCUGUGGUGUGUGCUGAAACCAGGCGUGCUGCUCAUCUAUAAAACCCACAAAAACGGCCAGUGGGUUGGAACGGUGCUGCUCAACGCCUGCGAGCUCAUCGAGAGGCCCUCUAAGAAGGACGGCUUCUGCUUUAAGCUCUUCCACCCGCUGGAGCAAUCCAUCUGGGCCGUCAAGGGUCCUAAAGGAGAGGCAGUUGGCUCCAUCACUCAGCCAUUACCCAGCAGCCACCUCAUCUUCCGUGCUGCCUCUGAAUCUGACGGUCGAUGCUGGAUGGACGCCUUAGAGCUGGCCCUGAAGUGCUCCAGCCUGCUGAAGAGGACCAUGAUCCGCGAGGGCAAAGAGGAUAUGAGCACUGUGGCCACAGGCGGAGAACACUCCAUUAAUUUCUACAGCCUCCUCCGAGCUCAUAAUAUCCACGGUUUCCAGUUCAAUGACAGCGACCAUUUGAAAGACCCUGACCUGUACUCAGACAAGUCAGACAGGGAGGGGGAACAGGACCACGAGGAGUCUGACCCAGAGGGCCUCGAGAAGAGCGAGGAGAGCGACAGCGACACGUCAGAGCGCCAAGACGAUUCGUACAUCGACCUGGACCCUAAUGAACAUCUGCGUGAAACCCCGUACCUGGAGCAGUCCCACGAGGAGCUCGGAGAGGCUGGCGAGGCUGCCCAGACAGAGACAGUAUCAGAGGAGAAUAAAUCUCUGAUCUGGACUCUGCUGAAGCAGGUGCGACCUGGCAUGGAUCUGUCCAAGGUGGUGCUGCCCACCUUCAUCCUGGAGCCAAGGUCCUUUCUGGACAAACUGUCCGACUACUACUACCACGCUGACUUCCUAUCAGAGGCUGCAAUCGAGGAGAAUGCUUACAACCGGAUGAAGAAGGUGGUGAAGUGGUACAUCUCUGGAUUUUACAAAAAGCCUAAGGGGUUAAAGAAGCCUUAUAACCCCAUUAUUGGAGAGACAUACCGCUGCAUGUGGCUUCACCAGAAGACCAACAGCAAGACCUUCUACAUCGCAGAACAGGUAUCCCAUCAUCCUCCAGUGUCAGCCUUCUAUGUCAGCAACAGGAAAGACGGAUUCUGCCUGAGUGGCAGCAUUCUGGCCAAGUCCAAGUUCUAUGGAAACUCCCUGUCAGCCAUAUUGGACGGCGAGGCGAGGCUCACUUUCCUCAACCGAGGCGAGGACUACGUGAUGAACAUGCCCUACGCUCACUGUAAAGGCAUCCUGUACGGCACGAUGACCCUGGAGCUGGGUGGUCAGAUCACCAUCGCAUGUGAGAAAACGGGCUACAGUGCUCAGCUUGAGUUCAAACUGAAGCCAUUCCUGGGCAGCAGUGACAGCGUCAAUCAGGUCUCAGGAAAGAUCAAGCUGGGAAAGGAGGUGUUAGCUACACUAGAAGGCCACUGGGACAGUGAGAUCUUCAUCAAUGACAAGAAGACGGGGACAGUGGACACGUUCUGGAACCCGACGCCGGAUCUGAGGCAGAGUCGACUGACCCGCUGCACCGUCCCACCAGAGGAGCAGGGUGACCUUGAAUCAGAAAGGCUGUGGCAACACGUGACCCGGGCCAUCAACAACAAGGACCAGACCGAGGCCACCAACGAGAAGUUCAUCCUGGAGGAAGUUCAGAGGAAGUCCGCCCGCGAACGCAAGGCCAAGUGUGAGGAGUGGAUCCCCGCCCUGUUCGAGCAGGACCCCGUCACUGGAGAGUGGCAUUACAGAUAUGCCGACACGAGGCCAUGGGAUCCGCUCAACGACCUGAUCCAGUUUGAGAAAGAUGGCUGUAUCCAGACCAAGGUCCGACACCGCACCCCUAUGGUACGUUCUGGCAGUCUUAUUAGUCUGAGUAACCAGGGGCCGCGGAGGGACAAUUGCAAGUGCCAGGUAACGGUGCCAAAGAGGAAACACAAGAGCGACAAACCCAAGAGCCCAGAGAGCGGCUGCUCGUCACCCGAGCCCGACCGCCAAGACUCGUCCGGCAGCGAACGACACAAAAGCAAGCAUAACAGCCGGCUGAGGAAAAAAGGAGCCGACCUCAGCGAACUUCAAAGUGCCAUUGAAUCUAUAAAGAAGACGCAGGAGGACAUAAACAGGAGCGUCAGUGUGCUGCGGAGUCGCGCAGCAGGCCGGACAGAGGGUGGCUCUUUCCUGCAGCAGCGCGACUACGUCAUCAUCGCGUUCCUCAUCCUCCUUCAGGUCGUGAUCAACUUCGUCUUCAAGUAGCAGCCAUAGCCCCCAGAGAGAGUGAUGCCGUCACACACACGAGCACUCCCACUCUCUGCGAACUUAAGGCAUCACAGCAGCGGGGGAGGAGGGACUUAGAGACGAGAACUCUGACCUCUCACAAUAAGUGACUCGAACAGUUUCCUCCCGCUCUCUUCUUCUCUGUCUUUAUCGAGUCCAACCACACACGCGUCCAGAAAAAAUGGAGACUUUCACACACAAAAAAAGAUACUUUUUUUAAAACUUUAUUUUUAACCUGUCCAUUCCAAAACUCUGGGGAGAUCCACAGAUUUCAAAGCGGGGAGAAGCGGCGAUGAGGAGAGAUUGCUGAAGGUGAGGUGUGGUGUGAUGAAGUCUCGACUGCCACUCUGGAGCCUACUGAUUUGCCUUGAUGUAUGAGGCAAAGACAGCAGCCAUUUUUUUUUUUAGCUGUUUGUUUUUGUUUUUCCUCUCUGAUGGAGUGAAACUACUCUGUUGAUUCACAUUUCACCUCAAACAACAGGGAACUUUUUAACAUGGAGAUGAGUACCAUGACUCAGAUGGUGACACAGAUUUAAAAAAAAAAAAAAAACGACAAAAAAAAACUUUAAUUUUAAUGAUUUCUUUUUUAUCAUUUUCUUUCUUUGCUUGGUGUGUCCUUCAUGAAUAGAGGUCUGCUUGGAACAAAAAGCGGUGAUAAGGGAGAGAAAAACAAAAGUGGUCCAAUUUAUGUGACUUUUAUUUUUUUAUUGUCAGAUACUUUCAUAUCGGCUGGGGUUUCCACGCAUGGAAAUGGACGGAGAGGACAAAUAACACAAGCGAUAUGUCUAAAGGAACAGAAGCUAUAAUUUCUGCUGUAUAAUAAGAUACAAGUUGACCUUUUUGCAUACAGAGUCGAGAAAAGAGUCAAACAUUUGACGCUGUCAUUGUAUACUGUAGGUAGCAUGUACAGACAGAGGCGUUGUUAGCACAUUAGCCCUAUGUACAGUAUUUUGUCCUAAGGCACAAAUGCACUGGAAACAUCAGUUGUUUGUGUUUUUAACAUGGUCAUCAUUUUUAUCAGUUGAACUUGCACUAAAGUGGACAACAAAAUUCUUUUACAUUUCUGCUCUGAAGUGGAUCGGAGCAUCAACAGAUGGUUGGAUAAGAUGAUUUUUAAUGAGCCUCAGUGACCACUGCCCCACUGUAGUUUCAGAUGAAUGGUGAUGAUAUGUUUGUAGUCAAAGUGAUGUCAUCUAAAAACUGCCUUCUUUGACCUAAUGGCCAGUGAAAGAAGUAGAAUAGGAAACACACGUAUUUGCUUUCUUGCCGAGAGUUCGGUGAGAAGAUGGAUACCACUCAGCCAGCACCAGGUUAGCUUAGCUUAGCAUAAAGCCUGGAAGCAGAGGAUUGCAGCUAGCCUGGCUUAAGGGAGAGUUGCGUGAAGGGCUAUAUCUUAUCAUCAUCACAAGCUUGUUGGGCAACCAGCAAAGCUUUCAAGAUGAGACCAUGCCCAGCUAAGCAUGAGUACGGAACAUACAGCCUGUAAAACCACACCUUGUCGUGUUUUUAAAGAAUUAAAUAAAUAACAUAAAAUGUGUUAUUUACUGAGAUUUAGAAGUGUUGUUAGGUGGAUUUUGGUACGUAUGGACGGACUCAGUGCAAAGUUAAGCUAACUGGCUUGAUACAGUGAAAUUACUGUAGACAGAGUGGUGUCAAUCUUCUCAUCUGACUAUUUGUAAAGUGCAUUUCCCAAGGGACUGUCCCCAAAAAGGAAAAUUCAGUCAUUAUGUACUCGCACUCAAGCCGGUGGAAAGUCACAUAGUCAACAACAGUAUUUCUGGAGCUUCACAACGGAACAGCAUUGCAGCGUUCUCCUAUACAACUGAAGUAGAUGGUGACUCGUUUUAAAACCUAGAAAGCCCGAACAUCCUACGAGACCUUCCACCCAGUUUAGUAGUUAAACUGAAUUUUCAUUUUUGGUAAACUCAUCCUUUACUAAUUAUAAAAACAGAUCAAGCCAUGGAAGAAAAGACCUUUAACACUCCCCUCAGCAGCUCACUUCAAGUCAAAUUCAGAGCGUCGAUCAUCGCUUCCAGUGUUUUUGCGCCUCAGAUGUUCUCCAGGCUAGCUAGGAUAGACACUUUAGUAAGCUACUAGUGAGUGAGUGGAGGAGAUAGACUUUUUCUAAUUACUACUAUCACCAUAGUAAACCAUUCCAAAUGUACGCAAGUACCAGCCAAACUCAGUGUGUAGAGUAGGAGUCGGCGCCCGUUCACUGUGUACAUAUCCAACGGGGCGACUUGUUCCUCGCGAGUAGCGCGUGGCGUUUUCAACACCAAGGUUCGCAAUACAGACACUCCCGCGCUCUGUGCACAAGCCAGUCUUUUCAGCCUUGUGUGUCUUUCUGUCCACUGCUCUGUAGAUACACAUGGACAUGGCAAAAUAUAACAAAGUGAUUAGUGGGGUACACGAUUAGAUUCCCGGUGAAGGUGUAUCCAAAUGGUCUCAAGAAGUUGCUGCUAUUCAGCAGGAGUUUGAUAGUUGAAGAACUUCUUGGAGAUUUUGACAGUAGUUUGUAUACAUUAUGGUUCCGAUCAGUUGCCUUCGUCAUUGGGAACAAGAAUUUAGACAUUUUGACGAAACACUGGGUAACGUUCAAAAGUAAACAGCGGAUAUAACACCCUAAUAAUAUGCAGGCUUAUGAGGACCAUAACUUAUGAGGACCUCUUGAGUCGAGGGCUGGUUUUGCACUCUUAUACAGAAAAACAAACCGAAACUCUGGUCCCCAGCGAUCAAGUUUGCAAACAGAAAAGUUAAUUUGGGCCGCGUAUGUUUUCAGUACCAGCGGGGAUGAAGGCAUCAUAUAAGAACCUGUACCUGACCUUUUUAACCACACAGUCUGUCAGCAGUUUCUCCUAAGAUCGCGGUAACUAACAUACUAAUCGAGGCAAUUCGAAAAAAAAAAACAAAAAAACAAAACCUGCUUAUGGACCACAUUUGAAUAUUGAUUUUGUAUUUCUAUUUGCCUGUUAUGGUGUUAGCCUUGUCGACGUUUACAUAUCCAAUUGCCUCUGCCGUCAGCUGACUGUUGAGCGAUGAAAACCUUGUAACGCUAACACAGGUGUAAAGAAAAAAAAGGAAAAAAAAA